Symbiodinium necroappetens is the source of this 414-nucleotide messenger RNA. The record is from the annotation of a GenBank genome assembly. NCBI's taxonomy places the organism in Eukaryota, Dinophyceae, Suessiales, Symbiodiniaceae.
AUGCGCUGUUUUCACUUUUGCCAUGCCUUUUGGCCCUCGCUGGCGAGCUCUCGAAGCUCACCCAAGGUCACGUUUCAGGACCAGGCCGAUGUUCGAACUGAGCCCGAGAAGGAGCCAGAUGAGGAGGAAGAGGCGCCCGUCUCCGUGAAGGAUCGGCUGCUGCAGAGACUGACGCGGAUGAACACACAGGACCUGCUUCAAAAGAUACGCCGAAACAUCAGCUCAUUCUCGGUCAUCGACAUCGAAGAUCUGUCGUGGGACUGGGAAGACAUCUCCACCGAGCCCGACAUAGCCUUUGCAGUCAUGGAGCUCAAAGAGCUGCCUGAACCAAAGCAGACCGCCGGCUGCUGCUGCUGCUGCUACUACUACUACUACUACUACUGCUACACUACCACUUCGAUGCCGAGGACUUAA